This is a messenger RNA of Verticillium alfalfae VaMs.102, 893 nucleotides long. RefSeq lists its product as hypothetical. The record is from RefSeq and is a predicted model, not a curated record. The coding region runs from base 228 to 893 and encodes 221 amino acids. The transcript has 3 exons. Lineage: Eukaryota; Fungi; Ascomycota; Sordariomycetes; Glomerellales; Plectosphaerellaceae.
CACCCCCCCGUCAGACUACGCCAUUCCGAUAUCUCCUGCGCAAGGGAUCAUGGUCGUAGCCGCCGGUAUCAUACUUGAGAUGAAGGCUUCUCAGUAGCUCAAGAAAAGGACAUCGCAAAAGCCCCGAGUCUGACAGCAACUCACACCGAGAGCCUCAUGCGUCGAACAGAGCGGCUACCAAUUGACCCUUGCCAUCCCCAAAGUCGCGCCGGACGGCCCCCGACAGGAUGUUGCGAUAUCACGUUCCCGUCCUCGUUGUCCUUCAUGCCAUAGCUGCGUCAGCUGCAGGCCCCUCCGCCCUCGCGUUGACACCAUCGACCGAGUGGUAUGGCAUCGACGGCAACUGGUCCACAUUGAGCUUCCAAGUCGGAAACCCUGGAGAAUCAGUCAAUGUACUGGUGAGCACCUCGCUGUCCGAGUUUUGGGUUGUCCAGUCAGGUGGCUGCUAUAACCGGGAGCCUCUUUGCGCAAAUGCCAGAGGAAACGUCUUUGACCCGGCUGGUUCGUCGUCGUGGGAUGCCCUCGGUGGUUGGCAGCUGGGGCUGGACUACCUGCAAAAUGAAGGCAAUGGCGACUAUGGCUUGGACACUGUCGUCGGCAAGACAUUGAACGGAGACAGGAUGCUCAUGGACCGCACAAUUGUUGCCGCCAUCAACACGACCGACUACUACACCGGCUACAUUGGCCUAGGCAUCAAUCAAGGCAGAUUCGGUGACCAGGUUGCCGAGUCACCCUUGACCCAGGCAGUCAAGGAGUACGGACUGGUCCCCAGCUACAGCUACGGCUACACAGCUGGCGCAUCUUACAGUAAGCUGAAAACUGGCCGGCGGAAUGCAUGCGAGUUGACGCUAACAUUUUCGCAGUGGGAAGCAGCGGCGUGCCGUGUUCUCUGA